AUGGACCGAGAAAGUAGCAGACGCGUCACCAUUGCCCUGUGGCCUCCUUCUCCCCAGGAAAAGUCGUCUUCGCGAGACCGCGCUCAAAACACCCCUCUUACCAGUCGCAGCGUGAGCGCUUCCUCAACGCCCUGUCCAACACGUGUGCCAGCGGGACUCGCACAGAAGUCGAAUACCCAAUCCUCAAUUUCCAAAGAGACAACCCUCGAGAGCACAGCGUCAUCGACAGUGCAACCAAACUCCGUCCUUCUACAAAAUCUGAUCAAAGAGCGACGCGCAUUCCGAGAAUCGCGACGGUCUUCUUCCAGUAACAAUUAUGACGAUGCCACGUCUACGCCUGUCCAAGUUCAGCCGCAGGAUGGCACUAUUACUCCUUCAGAGAACCGACGGGCACUUCACAACUCACUUUCCACCGGGUCUAAACCCCCCCACCAGAUGGGUGUUAGAGAGACUGACGAGUAUGUUUCUAAGAUAACCAAGCUCAAUUUUGACCUGAAGCUCCAAAUCUGGCACCGUGAUCAGCAAGUUGAAGCUCUUACGAAGAAGCUGGACCGGAUGCAGGAACUCGAGGAAGAGGUUAAGCGAAUGAGCCAGCUGGAGAACGAGUUGGAGAAAUUUCGCAAUGUCGCAGGAGAAAACCGGGAACUGAAACAGUCCAAUGACAAUCUGCGGGAAGAGAUACAAAGGCGCGAUCAGGCGAUUACAGAGGCGGUGGAUCUUAUCUGCCAGCUGGAAGCAAAAGUUGAGGAGUUAGAGGGAGGACAAGCGCCGCUUCCGUCUACUCCUCCCAAUCUACUUGAAAGUAAACCGGCGGUGGACGCGCUAAUAAACCCGAAAACUCAGACAAGCGUUGAUAUUCCAGAAAGGACAUCAUCCAAGAAGGCCACUAGGGCUCGCUAUUCGAGGAAGAGUUUUUAUCCCUUGAAGAGAGCGCCGUCAUUUUUGCGAGAGGAUAACAAAAGUACCCUUACUUUACGCAGUCUUUACCGUGAUGAGUCCUUCUCCGUGCUGAGCACAUUGACAGGCACAGAAAGCUUGCAUUCUGAUGAGACCGCGGAACCCGCUUCGCCAAGGCUAAGUGCCCUGAGUGAGUGCAGUGAGCUUACUCCGAGCAGCCUGACGAUCCUGAAUAGAUCUGAAACACCUGUGCAGAAUUUAAGCUCUGACUCGUACGGGGUAGAGGACGAUACUCGUGUAGAGAGAUGGGUUCAGUUACGAGCGGACGAUUUCCAGGCCACUCUACAAAAAUGGAGUGAUCAGUCAGUCUUGGAGGCUUCACAAUCUACCCAUAGUCCAGAUACCGUAAAAGGCCUGCGCGUCGCAAAUGGCUUCAAGGGCAGGCUUCAACGGUCCGAAAACGAUAUUAUCUACGAUGGCUCACGGCUUCCACCAACCCCAGAUACGAUGAGCUCUGCGCGACAGGCUUCUAUAAACCGGUCCAACAGUAGCCGCCGUCCGGAAGAUAUUCCGUCCUCAGCACGGGAGUUUGACCAGAUUCGGUCUGCAAGUGCGAUGGCUACCAUCAGACCGGGUUCGACAGGAGCUACUUCGGGCGAAAAUGCAUGCAUUCGAGAUAGAAUCCGCAUAGAAGAUAAUCCUCGAAAGAAAUCCUCUAUGGCCACCCAGCUUCCACUAGACAAGAGAAGUACGGAGGGCCUGGCUUCCGAUGUUGAGGAAAGACCGUCAACGUCUUGCACAUUCGGCACAUUCGAUCACUAUUUAGGACCAACCAUUUCGUCUCACUCCUUGCGGCAAGACGAUUUCAUUUCCGAAGAAGACGGCAGACUCCAGACCCCCGACAUUGAAAGGAGACCUUUCACAUCUCCAUGUUCCCCCGCGGAGGGAUAUCCUUCGAGACCAGAUCCUUCAUUAUAUCUCUUGGAAACCGAGGACUGGCUUGAGGCAGCGAAGAUGGGACCUCUCUCAAACAACGCACUAACUCCCGCUAGGAGUAACCGCCAUGCUAGCCUAGGGACACCGUGCUCUUCCCAAACAGACCCGUUGCAGUUCACGGGCAAACGAGUGCCGAGUCGAUUCUCCUUUUUUUCUCGUCGAUAUAAGACGAAUACAGCGCCACUUGGACCAAAGAAACCUGUUGUUGAAAAUACUCCAGGCACUGAACGGCCACGGCGACGCUGGUUACUGCCUUUUUUUCGUCGACCGCGCCAAUUUGAAGCCCCCUCGACGAAGGAUUCUUCCCCUAUCCAGGAAGACGAAGACUAUGGUGCACCUGCACCUGUUAUCCGUAAAGCAAGGACCACGCAUUAUUCUUGCUAG
This is a messenger RNA of Monascus purpureus, 2277 nucleotides long. NCBI's taxonomy places the organism in Eukaryota, Fungi, Ascomycota, Eurotiomycetes, Eurotiales, Aspergillaceae. The record is from the annotation of a GenBank genome assembly.